CGAGUGAAGCUCGUGGAAAAAGGGAUGAGAGGCGCGACGCUCGGUGUAGCGGACUAUCACACCGGGAGGCUCGUAAAGUUGUGUGGAGUUUUCAGGCGACCAAAGAGUGUGUAGCUUUAGGCAUUUCAAUCUUUGAGAAGACGACAACAACGUAUAGUUAACAAACAAUGCGUGUUGAUAUAGUCCUUUACUAAUAACAUGAAAAGAAGCCGACGAAUAGUGCACUAGGCAAAUGUAAACAAAUUAAUGGAGAUGCAUUAUCCCUUCUGUUUGCUGUUGUCGAAUUGACUUGUGUAUUCGUAGGAUAUUCAACAGUUAGCUUUACAUUUUUGCAUUCUUAUAUUACUAACGCGUUAAUAUGGCAGAACACGAAAGUUUGGAGUUCGGAAAGGCGGACUUUGUUCUUCUGGACAAUGUGUCUUUGGAAGAGUUUAUGGCCAACCUCAAACUCAGGUUUGAAAAGGGUCGUAUCUACAGCUACAUCGGAGAAGUGGUGGUGUCGGUUAACCCUUACCGUGCCAUGAACAUUUACGGACGGGAAAUCAUCGAGCAGUACAAAGGCAGAGAGUUGUAUGAGCGACCGCCACAUCUUUUUGCCAUCGCCGAUGCUGCGUACAAAGCCAUGAAGAGAAGGAACAAAGACACUUGCAUUGUUAUCUCAGGGGAGAGCGGAGCUGGAAAAACAGAGGCGAGUAAAUAUAUUAUGCAAUAUAUUGCUGCUAUCACCAAUCCCAGCCAAAGAGCAGAGGUGGAGAGGGUAAAAAACAUGCUGCUGAAGUCCAACUGCGUCCUGGAGGCUUUUGGGAAUGCCAAGACCAACCGCAAUGAUAACUCCAGUCGGUUCGGCAAGUACAUGGAUAUCAACUUUGAUUUUAAGGGAGACCCCAUUGGCGGCCAUAUCAACAACUACCUGCUUGAGAAGUCCCGAGUCAUUUUUCAGCAGGAAGGAGAGAGGAGUUUCCACUCUUUCUACCAGCUGGUGAAAGGAGCUCCAGAUGCUCAGCUGCGGUCCCUGCACAUUCAGAGAGACCCCACAGCAUACACCUACAUCAAAGUUGGAGGCCAGAUAAAGUCCUCUAUAAAUGACAGUGCUGAUUUUAAAGCCGUCACUGAUGCCAUGAAGGUCAUUGGAUUCACUACAGAGGAGAUUCAGACGGUCUACAAGAUCCUGGCUACCAUCUUGCAACUGGGGAAUCUGAAGUUUGGAAGUGAUGGAGAUGUGACUCUCAUUGAGAACUCGAAGCUAGUGUCGGUUCUGGGGGAUUUGCUGUCCACCAAAGACGAGAAUGUCGAAAAGGCUCUCCUCUAUCGAACUGUGGCCACCGGCCGCGAUGUCAUUGACAAACAGCACACUCAUCAAGAGGCCAGUUAUGGCCGUGAUGCUUUGGCCAAGGCCAUUUAUGAGCGGCUUUUCUGUUGGAUUGUGGGACGAAUCAAUGAUAUCAUUGAGGUUAAAAACUAUGACGCCAGGGUUCAUGGGAAGAACACAGUCAUUGGAGUCCUGGACAUCUAUGGCUUUGAAAUCUUUCAGAAUAACAGCUUUGAGCAAUUUUGUAUAAACUACUGUAAUGAGAAACUACAGCAGCUCUUCAUUCAGUUGGUGUUGAGACAAGAGCAGGAAGAGUAUCAGAGAGAGGGCAUCCCCUGGAAACAUAUUGACUACUUCAACAAUCAGAUCAUCGUGGAUCUGGUGGAACAGCAGCAUAAGGGCAUUUUUUCAGUCCUGGAUGAGGCAUGCAUGAAUGUGGGGAAGGUGACGGAUGAGAUGUUCCUGCAGGCUCUCAAUGGAAAACUGGCGAAACAUGCCCACUACACCAGCCGCAAGCUUUCCCCCACGGACAAAAACCUGGAGUUUGACCGAGACUUCCGCAUCCGCCAUUAUGCUGGAGAUGUGGUUUAUUCUGUUGUAGGCUUUAUUGACAAGAACAAGGACACCUUGUUUCAGGACUUCAAGAGGUUACUUUACAACAGCUCAAACCCUGUGCUGAAGGCCAUGUGGCCGGAGGGCAAGCUGAGCAUCACAGAGGUCACCAAACGACCCCUGACUGCUGCCACUCUUUUCAAAAACUCCAUGAUAUCUCUGGUGGAGAACUUGGCCAGCAAGGAGCCGUACUACGUGCGUUGCAUAAAGCCGAAUGAUGUUAAGUCACCGCUGCUGUUUGAACACGAGCGCUGCAAGCACCAAGUGGAGUACCUGGGCCUCCUGGAGAACGUCCGUGUGCGACGAGCUGGUUUUGCUAACCGACAAACCUACCCACGAUUCCUUCAGAGAUAUAAGAUGAUCUCCGAGUUCACCUGGCCCAACCACGACCUCCCCUCUGAUAAGGAGGCAGUGAAACGUCUAUUGCAGGGUUGUGGGUUCGAACACGACGUGGCCUAUGGCAAGACCAAAGUGUUUAUUCGCACCCCUCGAACCAUCUUCAGCCUGGAGGAGCAGAGAGCAGAGAUGGUGAAGAGGAUUGUCCUCUUUCUGCAGAAGGUAUGGCGUGGGACACUGGCCAGAAUGCAUUACCGCCGCAUGCGUGCCGCCCUCAUCAUCAUCCGCGCAUACAGAAGAUACAAGGUUAAGUCGUACAUCCGCGAGGUCAACCGACGCUUCAAAAAUGUGCGUGGCAUGAAGGAUCACGGCAAACAUGUGAAGUGGCCCACACCGCCCAAGGUCCUACGCAAGUUUGAGGAGGCACUGAGGAACAUCUAUAACAGAUGGUGGGCCUGGACGCUCAUUAAAGACCUGUCUCCAGAGGAGAUGGUGCAGAUCAGGGCUAAAGUGGCCACAUUAGAGUGUCUGAAGGGACAGAGAGCAGAUCUCGGCCUGCAGAGAGCCUGGGAGGGCAACUACCUGAAAAAGGACAGUCCUGGGACAGCAUCUUCCUUUACUCUUGUUUCCAGUGAUCUGCAGAGGAAAGAUAAGUUCAUGAGAGUCCUCUUCUCCUGCAAUGUCCGCAAAAUCAAUCGCUUCAAUAAAGCAGAGGAUCGAGCAUUGCUCAUCACUGAUCGCCACCUCUACAAAAUGGACCCCGUCAAGCAGUACAAGCCCAUGAAGAGCAUCCCACUCUAUAAUGUGACCGGAGUGAGUAUUUCCCCUGGGAAAGACCAGCUGGUCGUCUUCCACACCAAAGACAACCGGGACCUAAUCGUGUGCCUGCAGGGCAUGGUGCCAGCGGGGGACAGCCGCAUCGGAGAGCUGGUUGGGACCCUGCUCAGCCACUUCAAAAGUGAGAAGAGGAAGCUACAGGUGAACAUUGUCAGCCCCAUUCACUGCAGUAUGAAUGGAAGGAAGUGCACUGUCGUCGUGGAAACCAAGAUCAACCAAUCACAGCCAGACUUCACCAAGAGCCGAUCGGGAUACAUUCUCUCAGUGCCAGGCAACUAGAAGACCAGGGAUCCCAAAAAGGCCCCUUUAAAAGGACAUUGACAGCAGGGUAUCUAUUUUGUGCUAGUCCAAACAUUUGAGUUGAACCUCAGAAAUGAAGCCAUACCACAUUUGCCUGGGCAAGGAAGAAUAUUUCAUUAAAAAAAAAAAAAAAAAACUUUGUCCCUAAAUUCCAAACUUCAGUUUAGAUUAUU
Onychostoma macrolepis is the source of this 3567-nucleotide messenger RNA. RefSeq names its product myosin 1D (gene myo1d). The record is from RefSeq and is a predicted model, not a curated record. The transcript has 22 exons. Gene Ontology annotation, cellular component: vesicle; myosin complex; actin cytoskeleton. Gene Ontology annotation, molecular function: actin filament binding; microfilament motor activity; ATP binding. Bases 359 to 3373 code for a protein of 1004 amino acids. NCBI's taxonomy places the organism in Eukaryota, Metazoa, Chordata, Actinopteri, Cypriniformes, Cyprinidae. Gene Ontology annotation, biological process: vesicle transport along actin filament; actin filament organization.